GUACAGAAUAAUAAAGUUUUCUUAAUAAAUAAUAAAUAAUCCUUUCGUUUUUUAAUUCGACUAACCUUCCUUAAAGUUAGAGGUUAAACCGACAAACGAACAUCAUGGAAUUUCCCUUGCACAUUAAAUUCCACCACACAUAUCUUGGACACAAAAGAUGCCCUCGAUGCCUCAAGCGAUUUACUUUGCAAUUUGAGUUAUACAAACAUUUAAAAUCCUGCCUUGGCAUACAUCCUAAGGCUACCCGCGGUGGCAUACCAUGCAAGCAUGGCUGUGGGCUCCUAUUCUCGAGAUACGGCAUAGCGCUCAGGCAUGAGAAUGCCUGCCCAAGAAUAGCAGAUAAUGAAUUCGAAUUUGAACGCGAUGGCUAUAGUGGAUGGCUACGAUGCCCCAGCUGCGGAGACGAGGGGUUCUCCGACGAGUCACUUGCCUUCCACUUCUUGAAGUGCCGUCCCAAAGAUGAAUGCAGCAAGUGCCACCGAGGCUCGUUUCGAACCAAUAAACACUUCAAGCUACACGAGUCGUCUUGCCAAGGUCGUGCCACAGAACUGCCAUCUCUGUGCAAGACAUGCGACAUUGAGUUUGUUACUCUGAGAGCCUUCACCGCCCAUCGACCUCUCUGUCCAAUCCGAGCGUCCCCCCAUAUAUUCCUCAUGGGCAAUCCCGAACCCGAGAUUCGAGGUAUGUCGUACCUGGAGUUCCUUCACACCUACUCUCUUGGGCCAGGCGGAUCUCUCUACUGGAAUGAUAUCAUCAAGAAUGUCGGCAGUGGCAGUCCCAAUAGGGCCGACCCGACCCACCCACCCCCUCUAGAUGGGCGUCGGCAUCCUAAUCGACCGGAUACGACUUGGAUAAAGCGUCUCGACGAUGUGACCAAAUCCGAUCUUGCGAUGCGGACGACUAGCGCAGUAGCCGAAGUAGUAGAGCGCUUCUUGAUCGAGGUAGGACACCGUUCGACUGAAGAAACGGAGGAUGGGGCCGAACGUUUUUGUCAAAAGCUUUUGGAGAUGUAUAAUGAAAUACGGCGUGGCGAAAGGAUCGCUCCGCCUAGAAUGAACCAUCCGUGCCGUGGUGUCUUCUGGGCUCACGGUUGGUGUCCAUGCCCAGUAAAUUGGCCCGUGAACCUCUCAACCUCGAUUGUAUGCAGAUCACGGCGGCCGGUUGCCUGUGUCCCCCUCAGGUGCUUAUUUUGUCGUGCUACACAACUGAGGUUAAGAUAUUGGAUGAUAAAAGGUAAGACCAACAUUGAAGGUCAACAACUUUGCACAAUGAAGAAUUGCACAGGCGUUGUUCCGGAUGAUCACCGGCUAGUGUUUAUACAGAAGUGUAACAAUGAGCACCAUCUUAACUCACAAGAACGGCAAAUCUUAGGUCUGGACGCAGCUGGGUCACGCCAAGAAGCAAACGAGGCCGUACCGGUUGAUGGCGGCUUUAACUCAAUGGACCUUCAGGAUGUUGAACCUUGGCUCCCUGGCGAGGAGGGCGAAUAUGACGAGGAGGGCGAAUAUGACGAGGAGGACGAAUAUGAUGAGGAGGACGAACAUGACGAGGAGGACGAAUAUGAUGAGGACGAACAUGACGAGGAUAGUGGCGGAUACGACGACGGCGAGGAGGGACGAAUCUGUGUACCUAACGUUACAGCCAAGAAACCAUGACCUCUUACUUUACACCGAGAACCGGGGGCGCAGCUUAAGGCGAGAGCGCUACCGGAGAUACGGAGGGGUCUAUGCGCUCGCUCGUGCUAUCGGCGGCCGGAAUAUUUAAGAGGUCGGACAGAGCGUCGAGACAUCUUCCCCUUGACCUAGAUAGAGGUGCGAGGAAGGCCCAGGUCACCUGCCCCAUCUUACGACGCCGACACUGCAUCGCUUUCCAUACAUCUUCGAAAUAUCGCCCUGUACCGGACGAGCGGUUUAUCAUCACACCGCGUUGUUUGCCAUCUAUGAAUAAGUGGGUAAGUGGCGUU
Annulohypoxylon maeteangense is the source of this 1963-nucleotide messenger RNA. RefSeq lists its product as uncharacterized. The transcript has 4 exons. Bases 105 to 1655 code for a protein of 516 amino acids. NCBI's taxonomy places the organism in Eukaryota, Fungi, Ascomycota, Sordariomycetes, Xylariales, Hypoxylaceae. The record is from RefSeq and is a predicted model, not a curated record.